Messenger RNA from Psilocybe cubensis, 1347 nucleotides. RefSeq lists its product as uncharacterized. The transcript has 4 exons. The record is from RefSeq and is a predicted model, not a curated record. NCBI's taxonomy places the organism in Eukaryota, Fungi, Basidiomycota, Agaricomycetes, Agaricales, Agrocybaceae. Bases 1 to 1347 code for a protein of 448 amino acids.
AUGUCUCGUUCGCAAUUUCUUGCUUAUUUUCUGCUUGGAUCUCUUUUGACAACUCGUGGACGAGCGGACCGAGUAGUGGUGCAUACUAUCAAAGAUAACGAUUUGCGCCAGGAUUGCGUUUUCGAGCUCAAUAAUUAUGGAUAUAAUCUAUGCCCUCUGGUCGAGAGGAAAGAAAUAGUAGAAAGAGACAGUGUCGGAAAGAGCUACGAUGUGGAGAAAGGCGAAGGGCCAAGCACUGGACUACGAAUUUACGAAGUCGCUCUUGGAGGAUUGGAUGAAUCCAGCUAUUCCACCCGGGUUAGUUCUAGACUUGAGGGCUCAGGGUGUGAUAUGGAUACUUGGAUUUGCAUGCUGGGUGAGUUGGGCUGCUGCGCUGGGAAAUUCCCGGCUAUUCUGGGAGCACAGUUACUUAUAGAAACGUGUGGAGACGGAAGGAUAGCCAGUCAGGACAACGUAGAUAUCAGGCGCAGUGCUCCAAUAGCCAGCUCCAUCGCCCGCAAAGCAAGGAGUACUCGAAUGACCCGGCUUCUCAGAUCUACUGUUUCGUUGAACAUCAGUGGAAAUGAUAAUGAAUCCUAUAACCGCCCACUGAAACUGUCACUGUAUGGAGGAACAGUGGGAAAGCAGAAACAAUCUGCAGAGGUUUCCUUCGUAUGUUGUGACAAAGAAAAGCUGAAAUAUGUCAGAGAGGAAAAGGGCGUCCAUUUCUUCUCCUGGGCAACUUCGCACGGAUGCCCAGUAAGGUUGGCUGGUCAGACACAUUCGAAUAUUGCGGCGGCCAACGAGCCUGGUAGUGAAGGCGAAGAAUCGGCACCGGAAGAGAAGCAAGGGGAUGACGACCUCAUGCCCCUGGAUAAUAGCAGAGCACGGCGAUGGAUCGCCAUCAUUAUGGUGGUACUUGUCAGUGGCUUACUAUUUGGCACCGUACUUCUUUCCUCGAGUCGCGCACGCAGUCUCGCCACCGAGAACUUGAAGAGUGCCACAUACGCCGUAUUGCCCUUGCUGUCCCACUUGUACAUCAAGCUGCUCCCGAUUGGAAAUUCCGUAUUCCAAGCGACAAAGGCGAUCGCGCAUGCUGGAUCGCGUUUCCGACAGGGCGACAGCAAGCUUGUCAGGUGGGCACAAGAAGACAUGUCCCUCAUGGAUUCCGAAGAUUUUAUGGUUAAUGGUUCUGGUGCAAUGGGAGAAGAUGACUGGAACAUUAACGGAAUGGAAGAAUAUAUUCCACUGACAGUCAGUCCCCAGCACGGUAGACGGUCGGUGCGGUCGUAUGGUGCCACUCCCGAUGUAGAGACUUUUUCAGAGAGAGGUGCAUUCUCUGGCUUCGCGAAAUAUUUCCACAGAUAA